AAUAGUAAAGAUGGCGAUAUUCAGUGUGUAUGUUGUAAAUAAGGCAGGAGGAUUAAUUUACCAGUUUGACAACUAUGUACCGAGAGCAGAGGCAGAAAAAACAUUCAGCUAUCCAUUGGAUUUGGUUUUAAAGAUACAUGAUGAAAAGGUUGUUGUAUCAUUUGGUCAACGCGAUGGUAUUCGAGUGGGCCAUGCUUUGCUGUCGAUCAAUGGAGUGGAUGUCAACGGCAAGUUUACAGCAGAUGGGAAGGAGAUCAUUGAAUACUUGAAAGACUCAACUAACUAUCCCGUUUCUAUACGGUUUGGAAGGGCUCGCUUGAGUUCCAAUGAAAAACUUAUGCUGGCUUCAAUGUUUCAUUCAUUGUUUGCUAUUGGUUCACAGCUGUCCCCUGAGGUUGGCAGUUCUGGAAUUGAGAUGCUGGAGACAGAUAUGUUCAAACUGCACUGCUUUCAAACACUAACUGGUAUAAAGUUCAUUGUGCUGGCAGACCCCCGGCAAUCAGGCAUUGAUGCACUCCUGAGGAAGAUUUAUGAGAUCUAUUCAGACUUUGCCCUCAAGAACCCUUUCUACUCUCUGGAGAUGCCUAUCAGGUGUGAACUCUUUGAUCAGAAUUUGAAGGGGGCUUUGGAGAUAGCAGAGAAAGCUGGUAACUUUGGACCUGGGUCAUAAGCAGGAUCAAAUCUGAAACCAAGGCAAAUAAAGAGGAUCAGUUGUUCCUGCAUUUGUUGUGACAUGUAGAUGUGGUACAUUCAAAAUGUGUCAAUUUUGUCUCCAAGCAGUGCGAGUUGAAUAACUCAUAUACUAUGAAAAGGAUGUGGUGCUGGGAUACAAUGUAAAUAAAAAUUUCUUUUGUACAUACUUAAAAAAUAAUAAACACCACUAUGUAAC
Molecule: messenger RNA, 889 nt
Organism: Esox lucius (northern pike)
Lineage: Eukaryota; Metazoa; Chordata; Actinopteri; Esociformes; Esocidae
Gene: trappc4
Product: trafficking protein particle complex 4
Biological process (GO): endoplasmic reticulum to Golgi vesicle-mediated transport
Cellular component (GO): TRAPP complex
Source: RefSeq, marked provisional